Molecule: messenger RNA, 903 nt
Organism: Fusarium mangiferae
Lineage: Eukaryota; Fungi; Ascomycota; Sordariomycetes; Hypocreales; Nectriaceae
Exons: 1
Coding region: 1-903 (300 amino acids)
Cellular component (GO): intracellular anatomical structure
Molecular function (GO): oxidoreductase activity, acting on NAD(P)H, oxygen as acceptor
Source: RefSeq, a predicted model, not a curated record
AUGUCUCCAAGCGCGCUCGAUACUCCCUCCAUUGUCCCUGCCAAUGGCGCCACUGCUGCAAUCCCAGCAUCAAUACCAGACGCAGCUACCGAGGCCUCACCGACAUUUCUAAGCACCCAGCCAGGCCCUGAUCACCACUGGAGAGUAACAUUGAAGGACAAGGUCAUCGCCAUCACCGGUGCCAACAGGGGCAUUGGUCUAGGCAUCGCAGAGGUCUGUCUAGCCAACGAAGCCGCCGCCGUCUUUAGCCUGGAUCUUUUCGAGCCCGGGGACGAGUUUCUCGCCCUUCAGGCCGCGAACCCGAAGCGACUCGGCUACAUACACUGCGAUGUCACCUCAGAGGAGAGCAUUACAUCAGCUAUAGAUGCUGUCAUCUCCAAGCGGGGCGCCAUCCAUGGCCUCGUCGCUAACGCCGGCAUGACGAAACAUCAGCCGGCACUCGAUUUCGACCGCACCCAGCUGGAUAAGCUGUUCAACCUCAAUGUGUUCGGUGCAUACUUCUGUGCUACGACUGUCGCACGAAGGUUCAUUGAACUAGGCAUCAAAGGCUCCAUCGUCUUCACAGCAUCCAUGACCUCGUACCGUCCAAACCGCGCAGCGCCCUCGGCCCCGUACGGAGCCACCAAGGGCGCUGUACGUAAUAUGGCACAUACGCUAGCCAUGGAGUGGGCUAAACACGGCAUCCGAGUUAAUUCUAUCUCGCCCGGCUUUGUUAAGACGGCUAUGACUUACUUUGUAGACCAGGCGCCUGAUUGGGAUCUUAAGAUGCAGUAUUAUGGUGGUAUGCCGAGGCUGGCUGAUCCGAAGGAACUUGGGGGCGCAUAUGUGUACUUACUAUCUGACGGGGCUUCAUAUACGACUGGCAUUGAUAUCCCGGUUGCUGGAAUUGUCGGGGCAUGGUGA